Messenger RNA from Armigeres subalbatus, 2070 nucleotides. It is a transcript of the gene Mfe2, whose product is annotated as peroxisomal multifunctional enzyme type 2. The record is from RefSeq and is a predicted model, not a curated record. Lineage: Eukaryota; Metazoa; Arthropoda; Insecta; Diptera; Culicidae. The transcript is spliced from 4 exons. Gene Ontology annotation, molecular function: oxidoreductase activity. The coding region runs from base 256 to 2055 and encodes 599 amino acids.
CGGCUUUAAAACAGUGGAGUUGCAGAGUCCCCAUCGAAUACAUCGUUUUGUUCAACAGGAGACCAUCGGUGUGAGUCUGUUCAGUUCAAGUCGUUCCAAAGUCCAUCUCGAUUUAUUGCAGUCACUUUUCUUGAGCUGCACAAUCCGUAUUCUAGUUAUACGUUCAAUAGUACAAGAGAAAUUUGUUUCUUUUUAAUAAGUUCUACUGCUGUGAACCAGGUCAAGUGAAACUGAAAUCAGCGAAUUACCGAGAGAAUGGUAUCUGCUACCGAAAAUCAACUUCGCUAUGAGGGCCGCGUUGUGGUCGUCACAGGCGCCGGGGCCGGAUUGGGCCGAGAGUAUGCCCUGCUGUUUGGAUCACGUGGUGCCAAAGUGGUAGUAAACGAUUUGGGCGGUAACUUCCACGGACAAGGAAAAUCCAAUGCAGCCGAUGUUGUUGUGGAAGAGAUUCGUUCGGCCGGUGGAACCGCCGUGCCCGAUUACAAUUCCGUUGUCGAUGGUGAAAAAAUUAUCCAGACUGCGAUGGAAGCAUUCGGUAGGAUCGAUGUACUGAUCAACAAUGCAGGAAUCCUGCGGGAUCGGAGUCUCGCUCGCAUUUCCGAUGAUGAUUGGAAUCUGAUUCAUGAUGUGCACAUGAAGGGAAGCUUCAUGACCACCAGGGCUGCCUGGCCGAUCAUGAAGAAACAGAACUUUGGUCGCAUUAUUAUGACUUCGAGUAACUCCGGCGUUUAUGGAAAUUUCGGCCAAGCAAACUACAGCGCGGCUAAGUUGGGCCUGGUGGGAUUGGCCAAUACGGUUGCCAUAGAGGGGGAAAAGAACAACAUCCACUGUAAUGUGAUUGUACCAACGGCAGCAUCCAGAAUGACGGAAGGAAUUUUACCUGAGAUCCUGUUUAACGAAUUGAAACCAAAACUAAUCGCUCCGGUUGUUGCAUAUCUGUGCCACGAAUCCUGCGAAGACAAUGGAACCAUCAUCGAGAGUGCGGCUGGUUGGGCAACGAAGGUACACUUUGUGCGAGGAAAGGGCUCCGUUUUGCGAACAUCGAUCGAUGAGGAUGUCACUCCAGAGUACGUCCGUAACGUUUGGGACAAGGUGACCGACAUGUCUGGCGCGAAGCAUCUGAACGCCAUCGGGGAGGCAAGCCUAUCUUUAGUCGAUGUGCUAGAAAAGCUGCGUGAAGGAAAAUCGGCAGAGAAUUCCGUUACCGAAACCUUCAAGUUCAAUUUCAAGGACGUUGUUCUUUAUGCCUUGGGCGUCGGUGCGACGGUCACCGAUCAAAGCGAUCUACGUUUCCUGUAUGAAAAUCAUCCGGAUUUCUCGGCACUUCCCACUUUCUUCAUUCUUCCUGGUCUUUUAUCAGUGAUGGGUUCUGAUCUAACCGCCAAGGCUAUUCCGCAUGCCAAUUUUGAUUUGACAAACAUUCUGCAUGGUGAGCAGUACAUUGAGUUGUUCGACUCUGUCCCAACGGAUGGUGUGUUGACAACGACGAGCUCCGUACUCGAUGUUCUGGAUAAGAAGUCCGGCGCUUUGGUCAUCACGCAAUCCGAAUCGUUCGACGAAAACGGUUCUUUGGUAGCACGGGGCCAAAGCAGCACAUUUGUUGUCGGCGCAGGCAACUUCAAUGGAAAAUCGAAACCGAUUCCGGAGGUCAAAGCCUUGGCCGCCAAUCCGAAACGUUCGCCUGACGCUUCAGUUCAAGUCAAGACCAGUAAGGAUCAAGCGGCUUUGUACCGAUUGUCCGGCGAUUUGAACCCACUGCACAUCGAUCCGAGCUUCUCCGCUAUCGCUGGGUACAAAACGCCAAUUCUGCAUGGCCUUUGCACAAUGGGCAUUUCCGUGAAAGCAGUUCUCAAGCAAUAUGGCAACGACGAUUCCAACUUGUUCAAAGCAGCUAAAGUGCGUUUCUCAAAGCCAGUAUUGCCAGGUCAAACGCUGCGUGUCGAUAUGUGGAAGGAAGCAAACAAUCGAGUCUGCUUCCGCACGGUUGUGGUCGAUACCAACACGGAGGUCCUUUCCGGUAAGUUUACUUUUUGUUAUAUGUUUAUCACUAUAUGAAUCCACUAGCCCAGA